UCAGGUCACAGCAGGAGGCAUGGAGCUCAUAACGUCUGUGAGGGUUUUGUGGAUCUGUCUGCUGCUGGUCGGCAGUGGGGAGGGUUUUCCUGCAACAAAAGGAGGAUCUGAAGCUCCAAAUGAGGAUCCUCAGAGUUACAAACCAGACAAGUUCAUCAUGCCUUCAGAUUCAAACCAAGGGUCCGUCAACCUCACUGCUCCACCCACUGAAGCUGGGGAUCAGCCUCCAUCCAGAGAGGAUACAGAUUUGGGAGUAUCGUCGUCCAGUUUGGUCCACAGCGUUUCUCCUGCUUGGAACAAUCCUCCAAUGUUGGACUUUGGUGACGGACCCGUUCCUUACAUCGGGGGUCCUGAAGCGUACCACUUUGGUCCCGGGUCUUUCCCUUUCGGCACCAUUGAGUCUGUGCAAAAAGGCAUUGCAGAAAGUACCGCAGCAGCAACAGGUGGACGUGUUGAUGGACCUGUUCCCUAUGAUGGUGCGAAUCAAUACUCCAACGUAGGCUACCCCGUGACAAAUGAAGGUCAGACUGGUCUCUAUGAUGGACCUGUUCCCAAUGGCGCUGCUACUCGUUAUGCCAACGCAAAACCUGUGUCAAAAGACUUUUCCCCCCGUGGACGUGUUGAUGGACCUGUUCCCUAUGACGAUGAUACUCGAUACGCCAACGCAGCCCCGAUAAAUGCCGGUCAAACUGGAAGUAACCCAGCUGCCCCAGGUGGACUCGAUGAUAGACCUGAUCCCAAUGGUGGUGCAAAACCUGUGUCAAUAAACGUUGCCCCCAGUGGACUUGUUGAUGGACCUGUUCCCUUUGGCAGUGAUACUCAAGACCCCAACGCAGGCUACCCUGUGACAAAUAAAGGUCAAACUGGUAGGAGCACAGCUAAUGGACCGGUUCCCUAUGGAAGUUCUUCUCAAUACACAAACGCAGACCCGACAAAAGACGGUCAGUCUGGUAACCCAGGAUCUGUUCCCAGUGGCGCUGCUCCUGAAGUGAUCUCCUAUGGUUAUGGCGGUUAUCCUUUAGGCAACAUGGACGAAAGUAACACCACUGCCUCAGAACGUGUUGAUGGACCUGUUUCCUAUGGCGGUGCUACUCGUCAUACAAAUGCUAACCCAGUGAAAAAAGAUAGUCAGUCUGGUAACCUAGGAUCCAUUCCCAGUGGCGUUGCUCCUGAAGUGAUCUCCGAUGGUUAUGUAUUUUAUCCUUUUGGCAACAUGGACGUUGCAGACCGUAACACCGCUGCCUCAGGACGUGUUGAUGGACCUGUUCCCUUCGGCGGUGAUACUCGUUAUGCCAACGCAGCCCCGAUAAAUGCCGGUCAAACUGGAAGUAACCCAGCUUCCCUAGGUGGACUCGAUGAUAGACCUGAUCCCAAUGGUGGUGCAAAACCUGUGUCAAUAAACGUUGCCCCCAGUGGACUUGUUGAUGGACCUGUUCCCUUUGGCGGUGAUACUCAAGACCCCAACGCAGGCUACCCUGUGACAAAUAAAGGUCAAACUGGUAGGAGCACAGCUAAUGGACCGGUUCCCUAUGGAAGUGCUUCUCAAUACACAAACGCAGACCCGACAAAAGACAGUCAGUCUGGUAACCCAGGAUCUGUUCCCAGUGGCGCUGCUCCUGAAGUGAUCUCCUAUGGUUAUGGCGGUUAUCCUUUAGGCAACAUGGACGAAAGUAACACCACUGCCUCAGAACGUGUUGAUGGACCUGUUUCCUAUGGCGGUGCUACUCGUCAUACAAAUGCUAACCCAGUGAAAAAAGAUAGUCAGUCUGGUAACCUAGGAUCCAUUCCCAGUGGCGUUGCUCCUGAAGUGAUCUCCGAUGGUUAUGUAUUUUAUCCUUUUGGCAACAUGGACGUUGCAGACCGUAACACCGCUGCCUCAGGACGUGUUGAUGGACCUGUUCCCUUCGGCGGUGAUACUCAUUAUGCCAACGCAGCCCCGAUAAAUGCCGGUCAAACUGGAAGUAACCCAGCUGCCCCAGGUGGACUCGAUGAUAGACCUGAUCCCAAUGGUGGUGCAAAACCUGUGUCAAUAAACGUUGCCCCCAGUGGACUUGUUGAUGGACCUGUUCCCUUUGGCGGUGAUACUCGAUACCCCAACGCAGGCUACCCUGUGACAAAUAAAGGUCAAACUGGUAGGAGCACAGCUGAUGGACCGGUUCCCUAUGGAAGUGCUUCUCAUUACACAAACGCAGACCCGACAAAAGACGGUCAGUCUGGUAACCCAGGAUCUGUUCCCAGUGGCGCUGCUCCUGAAGUGAUCUCCUAUGGUUAUGGCGGUUAUCCUUUAGGCAACAUGGACGAAAGUAACACCACUGCCUCAGAACGUGUUGAUGGACCUGUUUCCUAUGGCGGUGCUACUCGUCAUACAAAUGCUAACCCAGUGAAAAAAGAUAGUCAGUCUGGUAACCUAGGAUCCAUUCCCAGUGGCGUUGCUCCUGAAGUGAUCUCCGAUGGUUAUGUAUUUUAUCCUUUUGGCAACAUGGACGUUGCAGACCGUAACACCGCUGCCUCAGGACGUGUUGAUGGACCUGUUCCCUUCGGCGGUGAUACUCGUUAUGCCAACGCAGCCCCGAUAAAUGCCGGUCAAACUGGAAGUAACCCAGCUUCCCUAGGUGGACUCGAUGAUAGACCUGAUCCCAAUGGUGGUGCAAAACCUGUGUCAAUAAACGUUGCCCCCAGUGGACUUGUUGAUGGACCUGUUCCCUUUGGCGGUGAUGCUCAAGACCCCAACGCAGGCUACCCUGUGACAAAUAAAGGUCAAACUGGUAGGAGCACAGCUAAUGGACCGGUUCCCUAUGGAAGUGCUUCUCAAUACACAAACGCAGACCCGACAAAAGACGGUCAGUCUGGUAACCCAGGAUCUGUUCCCAGUGGCGCUGCUCCUGAAGUGAUCUCCUAUGGUUAUGGCGGUUAUCCUUUAGGCAACAUGGACGAAAGUAACACCACUGCCUCAGGACGUGUUGAUGGACCUGUUCCCUAUGGCGGUGCUACUCGUCAUACAAAUGCAAACCCAGUGAAAAAAGAUAGUCAGUCUGGUAACCUAGGAUCCAUUCCCAGUGGCGUUGCUCCUGAAGUGAUCUCCGAUGGUUAUGUAUUUUAUCCUUUUGGCAACAUGGACGUUGCAGACCGUAACACCGCUGCCUCAGGACGUGUUGAUGGACCUGUUCCCUUCGGCGGUGAUACUCGUUAUGCCAACGCAGCCCCGAUAAAUGCCGGUCAAACUGGAAGUAACCCAGCUGCCCCAGGUGGACUCGAUGAUAGACCUGAUCCCAAUGGUGGUGCAAAACCUGUGUCAUUAAACGUUGCCCCCAGUGGACUUGUUAAUGGACCUGUUCCCUUUGGCGGUGAUACUCAAGACCCCAACGCAGGCUACCCUGUGACAAAUAAAGGUCAAACUGGUAGGAGCACAGCUGAUGGACCGGUUCCCUAUGGAAGUGCUUCUCAUUACACAAACGCAGACCCGACAAAAGACAGUCAGUCUGGUAACCUAGGAUCCAUUCCCAGUGGCGUUGCUCCUGAAGUGAUCUCCUAUGGUUAUGGAUUUUAUCCUUUUGGCAACGUGGACGUUGCAGACCGUAACACCCCUGCCUCAGGACGUGUUGAUGGACCUGUUCCCUUCGGCGAUACUCGUUAUGCCAACGCAGCCCCGAUAAAUGCAGGUCAAACUGGAAGUAACCCAGCUGCCCCAGGUGGACUCGAUGAUGGACCUGAUCCCUAUGGUGGUGCAAAACCUGUGUCAAUAAACGUUGCCCCCAGUGGACGUGUUGAUGGACCUGUUCCCUUUGAUGCUACUCAAUACGUUAAAACGGGGUACGCCAUUACAAAUGAAGGUCAGACUGGUCUCUAUGAUGGACCUGUUCCCUAUGACGGUGCGACUCGUUAUGCCAACGCAAAACCUGUGUCAAAAGACAGUCAGUCUGGUAACCCAGGAUCUGUUCCCAGUGGCGUUGCUCCUGAAGUGGUCUCUUAUGGUUAUGGAGGUUAUCCUUUUGCCAACAUGGACGUUGUGCCCCGUGGACGUGUUGAUGGACUUUUUCCCUUUGGCGGUAAUACUCGUUAUGCCAACGCAGCUCCGAUAAAUGGCGGUCAAACUAGAAGUAACCGAGGUGGACUCUAUGAUGGAACUGUUCCCUUGGGCGGUGCGCCUCAUUACUCCAACGUAGGCUACCCUGUUACAAAUAAGGAUCAAACCAGUAUUAACACAGCUGAUGGACCUGUUAGCUACGAACCGACGGAUCCUGUGGUAUUUCCCUGGGCAAAAACCUCGUUCAUGAAACCGAACAACUGGAGGCCACCUUUCUGGGGUUUCGCCCAAUGGGAACCAAUCACGGAGACCCCGGUGAGCGAUAAGUCGCCUCCGCUGUCUUCGUCCUACAUAGUCCAGUCCAGAAACAGCUACCAGCGGGAAAAGGAAGUCCUCUCUCACUCCAGUUUCUCCCCAGAGUCAGAGGUCUUCGAAGCACCGAGGAGAAGGAAGACACCGGGGGGUCUUUCCAUCGCAGGGACCAAUGUCUUCUGAGGCGAACUCUGACUGUUUCCUGGAAAAGUAUCAAUAAAAACACUUCUGAUCAUAA
Trematomus bernacchii (emerald rockcod) is the source of this 4574-nucleotide messenger RNA. Its product is annotated as collagen alpha-2(I) chain-like. Bases 20 to 4519 code for a protein of 1499 amino acids. The transcript is spliced from 48 exons. Lineage: Eukaryota; Metazoa; Chordata; Actinopteri; Perciformes; Nototheniidae. The record is from RefSeq and is a predicted model, not a curated record.